This is a messenger RNA of Durusdinium trenchii, 2103 nucleotides long. The record is from the annotation of a GenBank genome assembly. Lineage: Eukaryota; Dinophyceae; Suessiales; Symbiodiniaceae.
AUGAAUGCAGCUGUGAAAGGGCAGCUUGAUGCUCUUCUCAAGCAAGCUGCUGAAGGCUCUUUGAGCAAGACCAUGCAGAGCGUUUACUCGUUGCUGAAAGACAGCGGGUACAUGUAUCGUGCCAGGGUGUGUUCCCGCUUUGUUGGGGUGCAUGAGGCCAACAGAGAUGGAAUGGGCGUCAGCCCGGACCACGUCCACACCCUGGCUGAGUCCUUCCAUGAGAUGGGGUUUGUGGCCUCUGAGACACGCAUGAUGUGCUUGGAGAUUCCAGCUGGAGAUCCAGAUGCUGAUAGAACGCGGCAGUUCAAUGUCGACUUGGUGACCAAAAGCAACAACAAGUUGGCGCCGGUGAAGGACGAGCUGCGAUUCGCUUCGAUAAGCGGCUCGCACAGCAAUCAAGUGUUGAGGUUGUGGUACUAUGGUUGCGACCACCAAAGCAUGGGCAAGCUCAGCUUGGAACAGCUUGAAUCCAGGGACAAAGGGUAUUUCAACGCUGUGAUUCAGGGCUGUGAGUGGGAUGUGGUCAGCAGCCUGGUGCAGAAGACGUGCCCACGCUUUGCUGAGCUUGCGCAGGCAGCCGCAAAUGCUGUUGGUCAACAGCAGCGGCCAGAGACGGAACUUCAGCUUUGCAGAAAGGUGUUGCAGCUCUGGACUGAGGAAGGUGGCAAGGCUGGUGGCAGCGGUCCGGUGGAGUAUGCGAAGAUUGCGCCACACAUCCUCAAGACCAAGCCGCCGAAUGGGGCGGUGCUCCCAGCGCUGUACAGCUUCAUUUUGAAGGCAGGCGGUGGUUCAACGGGGCAUCUCAUGAAGCAGACUGAGGAGUAUGUGCGUUGCUAUGGCAACGCCGGACGCGCACUUGGCGUGCCACUUUGGGAAGCUUUGGGGUCCGACAACAAACUUCAGCCUCAGAAGAACGUGUUGUGGCGACACGCAUUGCUGAAGGCAUUGUACUGCCAUGAAGAGAGGUUGGUGUCUGCAAGUGAUGUGAAGCGCAGUCUUUGCCAAAAAGAGCUUCAGCCUCGCGUGGCCCGCUUCGAGGCAAUGAUCGCGAAGAUGCGGACCAUUGGAGCAUCGCUUGGCUCGAGUCAUGGCUUGACUACGCACGAUGUUGACAUGACAGUGGGCGCGUUUGAAGUCGAGUCCGUGGUCAUCUUGCUGCAGAAGAAGCCAAAGGUGACGCACGAUGUGUAUGAGGUCUUUGAGCACCUGGAGGAGGCCGCUCACAAAGUGAUCAAGAGGUUGAGGGAGCAAUCAGGGAAUGAAGCGGUGACUUCUCCAUGGGAAGCCUUUGUGCUGGCGUUGCCGGCAAAGACCGAGAGUGCUGCAGCCACGCAGGCUUCCAAGAUGCGUGAGUUUACUCCUUCUGGGCAGUUGGUUUCCACGGGCAUCAUUCAAGACCACGGGUUUCACGUGGGCGACAACAUUUUCAGAAAGGCAGAUAAGGUGUCGGGUGAGAUUGUGCAAAUGUUUUCGAACAACAUCAUUCUCAAGGGCACUGACGGGUGUGAGUACACGUUGCCUGUCACAGAGCUUGUGUCGGGUGAAUGGAAGCAUGAAGCAAAGCAGCAGGCCCCUCAAGAGGUGAAGGAACCUGAUGCUUGGCGAGCGGCCAUUGAGGAAGGUGCCAUGAAGGCACAGGUUGUCCAAGAGAUCUACGCUGCGGUGGAGAAGCUGCCUGAUGUCACAAAGGAUCUGGGAGUGAUGCAGAAGCCGAAGGGAGUCAUUGCAAAGACAGAGUUCGCGAAGCACAAGUGUGUAUUGGUUCCAGUGACCACCAAGGUCGAACUUGCGACUGACCCAGACAAAGCACCUGCAGCGUCUCCACAGUGCAUCUUCCUUGACUCCCGCAAAACCAGUGAAGGGAAGAAGGUUGAUCUUUGGCUACAAGCUCCUGGGAGUUACCCAGUGGCAUUUUGGCAGAUGAAAACCUCCAGGAAGGAGGAUGAAUGCAACAUGGAGAUCUACAGGGUCAAGGGCAAAGUGGCGCAUGCGCGCAACACUGUGGCCUUGAAGGCACAGGACACGUUGAUCCUAUGGCGUCCUGACAUCACCGAAAAGGCUCCUUCACCUUUGAGUCUGGUCUCUGACAGGCCGGCCAAGAGA